Polychytrium aggregatum is the source of this 450-nucleotide messenger RNA. RefSeq lists its product as uncharacterized. The transcript is spliced from 2 exons. Bases 1 to 450 code for a protein of 149 amino acids. The record is from RefSeq and is a predicted model, not a curated record. Lineage: Eukaryota; Fungi; Chytridiomycota; Chytridiomycetes; Polychytriales.
AUGACCCACUACAUCGUUGGCCUCGACCUCACGGACGAUUCGUCGUACGCCCUCUCGUGGGCCUACAAGAACCUCUUCAACGACAGCGAUUUGGUCACUGUCGUGACGGUGCUGCCGGGCUGGACGGCCGAGGCCGACAUCGACCCGGUCUCGCCCUCCAAGUACACCCCCGAGAUGAUCCAGGACGAGGCCCUGGCCACCGAGCGUGCCCGCAACAUCGUCCUCGAGAUGGAGAAGACCCACACCGAGAAGCACGUCGAGGCUUACUUCCGCGUCAUCCAUGCCGACAGAGAUCCCAAGGAGGCCCUCUGCAACGUCGCCGUCAACCUCAAGGGACACACCCUGGUCAUCGGCCACGGCCUUAACAAGAACUCUGGCUUUGGCCAGUGGGUCUUGGACCACUCCCGCAUCCCGGUCGUUGUCGUCCGCCCAACCCAUCUCGAGAUCUAA